CGGGGGCGUGCACGGGCUGCCAGGCUGUAAGUAAAUAGACGCUGUUGUGGUGAGCGUGCUACGAAUAUUUAGGGGGUAACGAGGGAGAUUCGCCAACAUAUUAUACCCUCCUGUUAUCUGUCGCUUGUGGCUCAGCGGCUGUACUCUGUGAGUGUGUGUGCUACGAGUCACCUCUCACCUGCCUGUGCUCCUGACAUCCGAACAGCUGCUGAGCUCGCCCUGUACACGGCAUAUCACCCCCUAGCUAGCAUUGUGUACAGCAGUCACCCCUGGCAGCCCUGUAUGUAUGCACACAGCUGGCCUGUAACAGUGUGACUCCUCUGCCAGACCAAACUCAUUGCAACUCUCUAUUUACUUCUCUUGGUAUUUCAGCAGCACCUUCCCUGGUGGUCGGGUAACACUUUGGCUCCUCUUACAAAAGGGGUCACCCACUACUGCAUGUAUCAUAGCCAUAGGAAGCUAGGCGCACAUUACUGUCCAGUAUAUACACCAUACAGUGGUCCUAGACAUGUCCUCAAAGGCGUAUAAGCCGCUCCCAGUACCUCCUGCCUGUAAGCAGCUGGAAGAGAGGGGUGCUGAUGCCAUGGUAGUGCCCACUGCGCAGGUACCAAUGGAGCAGGGCUGUAACCAGGAGGAUGCCCAACAGAGACCUGCUCCACCUUCAGCCUGGUGCAUCCAUGACCAAAGUAACCCUAUUGAAGCCCCAGUUCCAAGCAUGAACCCUUGGACCAAGAAAACCAAUAUGGCCUCAGGAAACCGUACCCACCCAUUUGUUGGCCAUGACCAUGCGGGUUUCUCUGCAAAGAUUGUGCGAGCCGGAAAACCUACUCCUAAGAAGGCUAGUGACUUCACAAACUGGCCAACACCGAGUGAAACUGCCAACCAUGCUUGCCAACAGAUUUUCUCCAAUCUUCCAAAUAAAACCACGCCAGCUAUUAAGUUUCCCCUUGACAAGUCCGUGUGGAAGCAUGACCAUGAAAGCAAAGAGAAUCAUGAGCUGGACGUGCAGACUGCUGGUGCUGCAAAGAAAAGAGUUGCCAAACAAAAAUGGGUUCCCCUACAUUUGGAGGUCAAGAAAGCAGAUACACAGGAAAAUACCAGCUCUCAUAUGGACUUGCAGGCUCCACCUGAAAUUAAUAGAUCUAGUAACGGCAAACGAGGACGUUCUAUGUAUAGUUGGAGACGAGACGGUGAUCGGGAGGAAGUCUCAAGCACAAGAAGUGAGUCCAGCGGUAUACGAGGUUUCUCUAGAGGCCACUCCAGAGGCAGAGGACGAGGCCGAGGAAGAGGACACUCUCACAAUCAGUAUGGUAUUCAUGAAUCCUACCAGACUAAGCUUGCUGAAAGUAGUACCAAUAUGAUGUAUUGUUAUGACAAUGGCACUGGGAUGCAGGUAUAUCCUGUGGAAGAAAAGCUACUGAAGAAAUACCUUAAACGGCAGAUCGAAUAUUACUUCAGUUUGGAAAAUCUGGAAAGAGAUUUUUUUCUCAGAAGGAAAAUGGAUGUGCAUGGGUUUUUACCCCUUUCCCUGAUUGCUAGCUUUCAUCGAGUGCAGUCUCUGACUACCGACCUCAGUCUGAUUUGUGAGGCUUUAAAGGACAGUGCAGAAGUAGAAAUAGUAGAUAAAAAAAUAAGAAGAAAAAUUGAUCCAGAAAUAUGGCCCAUAGCCCCUGCCCCAGCUCAGGAGCUGAAACGCACGGACUUUACUAGAUUGAUCAACUGCCCGGAAUUCAUACCUGGAAAACUGAAUGUGUAUCAUGCUGGAUCUGCUCCUAAUUCUCCAAGGAAAGGAAGUUCUGUAUUUGAGGAUGGAAGUAAAGAACCAAGCAAUUUACAAGCCAUGUCCAGAGGCUUGUCCACAAGUUUACCGGCGCUGGAUUCUGAGCCAUGGAUUGAAGUUAAAAGAAGGCAGAGAGUAUCCCCUGUAAAACCGAAGGAAGUGGAACUUUCUCAAAUUACAGCCAAAUCUGAAGCAGCCCAAGAAGUUGAGCAAGAAGAAUUAGAUUUUAUGUUUGAUGAAGAGAUUCAGCAUUUGCAGGGUCGCAAGAACAACUUCACAGACUGGUCUGAGGAUGACUCGGAUUAUGAAAUAGAUGAUCAAGAUCUUAACAAAAUUCUUAUUGUAAUGCAGACCCCUCCUCAUCCAAAAAAACAUCCUGGAGGUGAUCGCACAGGAAAUCAUGUGUCUCGAGCCAAAAUUACUUCUGAACUUGCCAAAGUUAUCAAUGAUGGCUUAUACUAUUAUGAGCAGGACCUCUGGAUGGAAGAAGGUGAACAGGAUCAUAUCAUAACGAAGCAAGAAAUAGAAAACUUCAAGAAACUGAAUUUCAUUAGUAAAGAAGAGUAUGACAAUCUUGCACCAGAAGCACCAAUGGAACCAAAUCUUGGACAGUCCCCGCCAAAUAUACCCACUUUCCCUCAAGAUGUUCUUGAGUCGCCAGUCUCCUGUCCUUCUAAAAUACCCAAAACUCCACGUACACCACGCCUGCAAAAUCCCACCAAAACACCAAGGUUUUAUCCUGUAGUGAAAGAAGCCAAAUCUAUUGAUGCUCAGACCCCAAGAAAGAAAAAAACUCGGCACAGCUCAAAUCCACCUCUUGAAUAUCAUGUUGGUUGGGUAAUGGAUUCCAGGGAGCACAGGCCACGGACAUCAUCCGUUAGCAGUUCUAAUGCUUCUCCUUCGGAUAGCACCCCACUUGUAGGGAGCUACGGAUGUACCCCUCAUUCUCUACCUAAAUUUCAUCAUCCUUCUCAUGAAUUAUUAAAAGAAAAUGGAUUUACGCAGCAAGUGUACCAUAAAUAUAGGCGAAGGUGCUUAAAUGAGAGAAAACGAUUGGGGAUUGGUCAGUCUCCGGAGAUGAACACACUGUUCCGUUUCUGGUCCUUUUUCCUCAGAGAUCAUUUCAACAAGAAAAUGUAUGAGGAGUUUAAACAGCUUGCUGUAGAAGAGGCCAAAGAGAACUACAGAUACGGUCUGGAGUGCCUGUUCAGGUUUUACAGCUAUGGAUUGGAAAAGAAAUUCAGGCCAGAAGUCUUCAAGGAUUUUCAAGGAGAAACUCUGAAAGAUUAUCAAACUGGUCAGCUGUAUGGACUGGAGAAAUUUUGGGCCUAUCUUAAAUAUUCACAAGUCAAAAGUUUGGCUGUAGACCCUACAUUACAGAACCACCUGAGCAAAUUCAAGAGACUGGAAGACUUCAGAGUUGAUCCUCCUAUAGCUGAAGAAUGCGGGCGGCGCAGACAUCCAUCGAAUUCCGCAGAUGCAGAUACUGGCCAUCGGAAACACCGCUCUGGCUCCUCCAAGACCAGUCUUACAACUAAACAAUCAGCUGCCAGCCAUGCUCAUGGCCGCACUAAAGUAAACACUCAGCAGCUUGGAUAAUAAUGCCAUCUACACUGAUUAUGGGCAGGUCUUCUGACAUUUGCCCAGGAUAACACGUAAUACAGGAGUGUUUUAAAUUAUGGCACCAUGGGUGAAGACUGAAUGACUGGGUAAAGACCAGCAAUGCAUUAUUUCUGUUAUCACAAUGAAGUUUUAAAUAUGUAUUUCAGUUCUGAUAUGAUGUAUUGAUUUGUUUGAAAUACAAGAAAGUGAUUUUAAUAUGAAGCUGGGUUUCAGAAGUUGCACUCCUUGUGACUGUGCAGGCAGCGUGGAUGCUUUAUCUCUCUAACAGGUGCUUUAAAACCUUUUUAAACUAGCCAUAAAAGUACGUUUUCAUCUACAUUAAAUACCAGCUUGUGUGUAUAAUUGUAAAAAUGACAAAAGAAAACUUUUUUUUGCAUAUGACAUUAACUAUUUUAAACAAAGGCUUUGGGAAAUGGCAGCGAUCUCUCAUCCUGACAUUUCAAUAUGUAGAUACAUGUAGAAAUAGGAGUUGUGUUUUCUUCUGUUGCUGGAUAUCUGCAUACUUAAUUAAUGAAACAAUGAUUUAUGUGGGAUGCUAUUCAAAGUAACACUUUCAUUGAGAACUAUUUUAUUACUCUUUUUAAUAGUCUUAUAAAUUGUCCUUAUUUCAUAUUAUGCUUGUUGAUCUCUCUUUGCCAUUAGAAUUAUUUGCGGAUAUGUAUUUUGGCUAUAAAGCGUUGUUGAUUCUACUUUUCACAGAAGUUAUUUAUAGCUGAUAUUUUAUGUGCAGCAGAUUUCUCGAUUAUGUGUAUAUUUUGUCUUUAUAAUAAUGAUUUUACCAAUAGGAAGACAAGUAUUUCCUUCACAUGCAAAUUGUGAUCCAUUGUUUCAACCUUGACCAGUGGUCAAUAUAAUUUUUUUAAUUUUUUUUUACAUUAUACAGAUUUUUGUCCCCUGAACUCCACUGCUUUCAUUUAUGAUGUCCAUCGUCUUUACAAAAAUCCGGAGUGUUUAAAAAUGUGCUACAUAAAGCAUUAAGCACCAGCCAUGGGAUGUAGUUACAUUGCCGGUAGUCUGGAUUCUGGCGGUCAGGAUACAGACACCAGAAUCCUGACCACUGACAAUACUGCCAGCCUGAAUCCCGGCUAACAGGGGCUAUUGUCCAUUACACCCAUAGCGUGAAAAUAGAACCUGUGGCGAUCCACUGAGUCCUCAGCGUUCCAGCGUUGUGCUCACCCCCUUGCUGGCAUUCUAGCGGCCGGGAAACCUGCCCGCCAGCAUCCCAUACCCAACACCAAGUCAUUAUGAGUAGUCCUUUUUUAACCAAUAGCAGUAAUAUUCCAGGUUUGAUAUUGGAUUGAUGGACAUUUAGUAUUUUUGGAGUGCUAAAGUUACACAAAAACUGUGAGCUCUCAGAGUGUUAUCUGCUGAUUAUUUCUCAUUAAACUGUAUAAUUAAACUGUAUCCCAAAAAUAAUGCAAAAGUAAUUUAUUUCUAUUAUACCGGUGUAUAUAAAGUAGAAUACAAUUUAAUAUGCUAUUGCUUUACAAUUAUAUUUGUGGAAAUGUGUGAUAUUAUAGCAUUUACCUUUUUUUGGUUUUUAUAUGAAAUAAAAUAUAUAUUUCUAUGCAA
Molecule: messenger RNA, 4975 nt
Organism: Pseudophryne corroboree (corroboree frog)
Lineage: Eukaryota; Metazoa; Chordata; Amphibia; Anura; Myobatrachidae
Gene: LARP1B
Product: La ribonucleoprotein 1B
Exons: 19
Coding region: 509-3379 (956 amino acids)
Biological process (GO): positive regulation of translation; mRNA stabilization
Cellular component (GO): cytosol; cytoplasmic stress granule
Molecular function (GO): RNA cap binding
Source: RefSeq, a predicted model, not a curated record